Molecule: messenger RNA, 3434 nt
Organism: Sphaeramia orbicularis (orbiculate cardinalfish)
Lineage: Eukaryota; Metazoa; Chordata; Actinopteri; Kurtiformes; Apogonidae
Gene: epoa
Product: erythropoietin a
Exons: 5
Coding region: 332-889 (185 amino acids)
Biological process (GO): nucleate erythrocyte development
Cellular component (GO): extracellular region
Molecular function (GO): cytokine activity; hormone activity; erythropoietin receptor binding
Source: RefSeq, a predicted model, not a curated record
CAUGGGUUGAUGUUUAAUGGCUCACUGUGGUGCGUAAAAGGCGCGUCCUCGUCCGUGCGGGCUAUCACGUUAUCGCCAUAUCCCCAAGGGAGGUAAAUUCAAGGUUUUUUUUGUCAAAGCACAGCAGUGAUGCAAACUCUGAUAGGCGACGGCUCCCGCCAAAGGCACAGAUCUUUUUGAAGCGGAUUUGCAAUCUGGUCGGACAAGCGCUGGGAGCAGCGGCUAUACGCUGAACUUGUUGGAUUUGAUUGGCCCCUUUAACUCGAUCCGUGAAGCUUAUACUCGUUUUUUUUCCCACAAUGUUUUUAAAAGAGGCGGCACCUAUUUGCGAAUGUUGCAGAAAACCAGUAGAGGACUGCUUGCCCUGCUGCUGAUAGUGUUGGAGUGGACCCUGCCAGUCCUACCGUCCCCACUGAGGCCUAUCUGUGACCUGAGGGUCCUGGACCAUUUCAUUAAGGAGGCACGAGACGCAGAAGUCGCUAUGAAAGCAUGUAGAGAAGGAUGUAGUCUUUCAGAGUCUGCCACUGUUCCCCAAACCAGAGUCGACUUUGAUGUGUGGGAAAAGCAAAAUUCAUCACAGCAAGCUGACGAGGUGCAGUCUGGUUUAUGGCUUUUACAACAGGCCUUGAAUCUGCUACGAACCUCAGUUACCAACACAGCACUGCAUAGUCACAUAGACACCUCCAUCAGAAACCUGCUCAGCAUCAGUGGUGUGCUGCGCAGCCUCAACAUCCAGGAAUAUACCCCUCCAGCUAGUGCUGCGGAUGUUGAAGGAACAUGGAGGGUGUCCACUGCAACAGAACUGCUUCAAGUCCAUGUCAACUUCCUGAGGGGCAAAGUGCGCCUCCUUCUUAUGGAUGCACAGGCUUGUCAGCAAGAUGUCAGCUGAUCAGCUCAUCUCCCUUCUCCAGGCGAAGCUGAUCUGUGUUUCCUGUGGCAAGAGGGGGGACUUAACACCGUCUACCUGCUUGUUGGCUGGUAAAAGCGGUGUGUAAAGUGAGGAAAAUGCAGCCAUCACCGCAUAUAUAGAGGAAGCUGAGACAAGAGUACGGUCCCAUGUGGGCUUUGAACGGACAGGAGACGUUUGCACCUUUGAAUGCAAAUAUGAAUACGAUGAAGGACACACGGACCAAAACAAAGCCUUUGGGAAACACUGCUCCAAAAGCUGUUCUACUGGCACUCUCUUGCACUUUUGUGGAUGUACUUUGUGACUGUGAGCUAUGAUUUCAGUUGUGACUGUGUGUGUGGUGUGUUCAUGCGACUGUUUCCAGGGAAUUUGACCCCUACACUCACCUUUCUAGAAUAAAUUGUAGAGUGAAACACCCAGAAAAUACUGAUUGCACCUGGAAACUAGAGGACUGUGUGGUUGCAACAGGGCAUCCUUUUGUCAUACUCAAAAAAUAAGGCCUUUCUCAAUGUGCCUUUAGUGUUUCAGCCAUGCCUCUUAGACACAUUACUCUUAGUUUUUCUUACUGAAUGUGUGAAUAUAUUUUUAAAAAUGUUAAUUAAUAUUUAUACAAAUUUCUAGCUCCAGUCUGGUAUUUUUUUAUAGUCUUGUAUCUUUAGGAUUAUCCUUGCCUUCCUCUCAUGUGACAUACACGAGAACAAGGCAACAAAGAGCUGUUAUUUAUUGUCAUCAUUUGUAAUGGCAUGCUGCUGUUUUCCUUUUAAAAAAGAUUGAAUGUACGUAUGACUAUGAAGUUGAUGCAGUGGUUCAGUUUCAGUUUACGAAGGGGUAUGAGUGAGGAGGGUAAUGGAGGGUUACAUGGGAAAUGUGAAGUUGUUUUGUCAUGUCACCGCCAAACUAACACUCAACCAGACUGAUAAUCAGACUGACUGGAAAAAUGCUGAUGGCCUUUACAGUGAAUAUCCUGUGAGGCCAUAUUUGCAAAUAGUUUUCCAGCAUCUGACGUUAACGCCGUCUCCCCCCUCCCUCUAUUGUUCAUCGUGACACCGCCAGAAGGCAAUCAGUCAGUCCUGGGAACUUGAUGCGUUCAAGAAAAAGCUCAGUUAUUUGCAUUAUAACUAGUUAACUGGUCUUCCUUGUUUUUUUCCGUAUUUUUUUUUUUUAUAUCUCAUGCAAGUGUUUUUAAGGAUGUUUGUACAUGUUUUUUUUCCUGUUUUUUGCAUCAUGAUGUUUUGUCCACUGUAGAAUUUCUAUUUAAAAACAACAUAUUAUUCUUGGAUAAAAAAAUAAGGAUAGACUGAAACACAACAAGAGGAAGUUUGUCUGUUUCAUUUGUUAUUUUUGUCUUAUUCAGGUCAAUGGAGUUAUCAGGCAAGCUGAAUACAAGCUGCUACUGCAAACUCUAACAGCCUGAGUUCCAUUUAGAAGUCACAUCCUCAUCAGGCUCUAUACACUCCAACAAGCUUGUUUUUAACAAAUCAAACAGAACGUCCUACAGAAUGCUUUCCUUCAUUAAAUACAAAUUAAACAUAACUUAUACACGCAAAUGCCUCAAUCUUUGUAAACUAGAUUCUGUCUGACCUUAAGCUGAACCAAUUCCCCUAACAAUAUUGGAGAAUAUAUUGUUGUCACAUGGUUCAGUGAAAGACAGGUUAAGGAGCGGCGCCAUCCUGACAUGUCUAUGUAUGUCUAACUACUGACAUCUAGUGGACAAUUACAGUAACAAACAUGCUUCAAUUAUAAAUUUAUAGUUAUUUGUAUCUUCAAAAACAUAUGGACAUGCAACUGUAAAUACUUUCACAAGCUCUUUAGUCUAAAAAUUAAAGACACAUAUUUGGCACAGCCUUGUCUAUCUAGUAUUAACUUUGACAAAAAGGCAAACAACACUGAUGCUUAUUGACAUGCAAACUAAAACAGAAAAACACAGCCUGGGAGAACAACAAUUUCACUAACACAUGAUGUAAGGCAGUGAAAAUCUGAAUAUUUCAACACUGACAUAGUGCGUUUCCAUCUAGCUGUUUGCAUUUUCAAUUGGUGCAUGAAAAAGUGAAAAUGUCAAAAAAUUUGAACAUGAAAAGGAAUACAAAAAAAAAAAGUUUUCAUUGAUGGGAAAGGUGGAAACAUUGUUGCAAUAGAGGCAAAUCAGAGCUAUAGAAACUAUGUAUAAUAUUGUGUCUGCAUGUAUAGACUAAUAAGGAGAUUGCAGGAGUCACAUAAGGACUGUAAAGCUGGGGAAAGAAGUAGUAAACAAAGGCUCUGACAAAUGCUAUUUGAUCCAAACAGGUGGUUUGGGGGUCUGAAGCAGUCAGCCAACUUAAGAAUUUCAAAUAUCUCGUAGUAAGAGCUCCUCAAAAAACAGCUAAGGCAGUAUGUUAUUAUCAAAGUGUAGUAUAUGAAAUACUACACUUUACUGGCACUGCAUUAAAUCAUGAAGAUGACAAUGAGGAUAAUUAACCAACUGUAAAUAUUCGCCUGAUAAGAGUGUAUGGAAAAGUGCGUAAAUUAGCCUUUAACUAUUCAGGUUUUU